AUGUCUUCAAAGUACCUCAGCGGCGACAAGGCCGCCCUUCAGGAAUUCCUGAACAAGUUCGACACGUUCCUCAUCGAUUGCGAUGGCGUUCUCUGGUCCGGUGAUCACCUCUUUGACGGCGUCCCCGAGGCCAUCGACUACCUUCACUCCCAAGGCAAGCGGACCAUCUUCGUGACGAACAACUCGACAAAGUCCCGCGCCGACUACCACAAGAAGUUCCAGAAGCUCUCGAUCAAGUGCACGCCCGAGGACGUCUUCGGCUCCGCCUACUCGGCGUCCAUCUACAUCUCGCGCAUCCUGCGUCGGCCCGCCGACAAGCCCAAGGUCUUCGUCCUCGGCGAGUCGGGCAUCGAGGACGAGCUGCGCGCCGAGAACGUCCCCUUUGUCGGCGGCACGGACCCGCGCCUGCGCCGCGACAUUGUGCCCGCCGACUUUGACGCCCUCGCCGACGGCUCGGCCCUCGACCCCGAGGUCGGCGUCGUGCUCGCGGGCCUCGACUUCCACGUCAACUACCUCAAGCUCGCCACGGCCUACCAGUACCUGCGCCGCGGCGCCGUCUUCCUCGCCACCAACUGCGACAGCACCCUGCCCAUGAACGGCAGCUUCUUCCCCGGCGCCGGCAGCGUCGGCGUGCCCCUCGUCAACAUGAUCGGCAGGCAGCCCCUCGAGCUGGGCAAGCCGAGCCAGGCCAUGAUGGAUGCCGUGACGGGGCGCUUCCACCUCGACCGCGCGAGGACGUGCAUGAUUGGCGACCGCCUCAACACGGACAUCAAGUUUGGCAUCGAGGGCAAGCUCGGCGGCACGCUGGCUGUGCUGACUGGCGUCAACACAAAGGCGGACUGGGAGGCCGAGGAUGCCGUGGCCGUGCCGGCCUAUUACGUCGAUGGCAUCCGGGAUCUCAGGAUCGAGUGA
Messenger RNA from Verticillium alfalfae VaMs.102, 912 nucleotides. Its product is annotated as 4-nitrophenylphosphatase. Bases 1 to 912 code for a protein of 303 amino acids. The record is from RefSeq and is a predicted model, not a curated record. Gene Ontology annotation, molecular function: phosphoglycolate phosphatase activity; alkaline phosphatase activity. NCBI's taxonomy places the organism in Eukaryota, Fungi, Ascomycota, Sordariomycetes, Glomerellales, Plectosphaerellaceae. The transcript is spliced from 4 exons.